Messenger RNA from Hyaena hyaena (striped hyena), 1650 nucleotides. RefSeq names its product bifunctional heparan sulfate N-deacetylase/N-sulfotransferase 4. Gene Ontology annotation, molecular function: heparan sulfate N-sulfotransferase activity; deacetylase activity. Gene Ontology annotation, cellular component: Golgi apparatus. Bases 1 to 1650 code for a protein of 549 amino acids. The record is from RefSeq and is a predicted model, not a curated record. NCBI's taxonomy places the organism in Eukaryota, Metazoa, Chordata, Mammalia, Carnivora, Hyaenidae. The transcript is spliced from 6 exons.
AUGAAUCUUAUUGUGAAGCUUCGGAGAAGUUUUCGAACAUUGGUUGUUCUUUUAGCUACCUUUUGCUUGGUGAGCAUUGUCAUUUCUGCCUACUUCCUCUAUUCUGGCUAUAAACAGGAAAUGACUCUUAUUGAAACCACUGCAGAAGCAGAGUGUUCUGACAUCAAAAUUCUGCCAUAUCGGACAAUGGAGCUGAAAACAGUUAAACCUAUUGAUACAUCCAAAACUGAUCCUACAGUCCUUCUAUUUGUGGAGAGCCAGUACUCUCAACUUGGUCAAGAUAUCAUGGCUAUCUUGGAGUCUAGCAGAUUUCAGUACCAAAUGGUCAUUGCCCCCGGCAAGGGGGAUAUACCUCCUCUUACAGAUAAUGGCAAAGGGAAAUAUAUUUUAGUUAUUUAUGAAAAUAUUCUGAAGUACGUCAGCAUGGACUCAUGGAAUCGAGAGCUUUUAGAAAAAUACUGUGUGGAAUACAGUGUUAGUAUAAUCGGUUUUCAUAAAGCCAAUGAGAACAGCUUUCCAAGUACACAAUUAAAAGGCUUUCCAUUAAACCUUUUCAAUAAUCUAGCUCUAAAGGACUGUUUUGUCAACCCUCAGUCUCCUUUGCUGCAUAUUACCAAAGCCCCCAAGGUUGAGAAAGGCCCUCUUCCUGGGGAAGAUUGGACUAUUUUCCAAUAUAAUCAUUCAACCUACCAGCCUGUGCUUUUAACUGAAUUACAGACAGAAAAAUCCCUUUCAUCCUCAUCCAGCAAACCGCUCUAUGCGACGGUGAUACAGGACUUGGGGCUUCAUGAUGGAAUUCAGCGAGUUCUUUUUGGCAACAACUUAAACUUUUGGCUACACAAGCUCAUCUUCAUAGAUGCCAUCUCCUUCUUGUCAGGGAAGAGGCUGACACUGUCCUUGGACAGAUACAUGCUUGUGGACAUUGAUGAUAUCUUUGUUGGGAAAGAGGGAACAAGGAUGAAUGUCAAAGAUGUAAAGGCAUUACUAGAGACUCAAAAUUUACUGCGCACUCAGGUUGCAAAUUUUACCUUCAACCUUGGAUUUUCAGGGAAGUUUUACCACACAGGGACUGAAGAAGAAGAUGAAGGAGAUGACCUUUUGCUUAGGUCUGUAGAUGAGUUCUGGUGGUUUCCUCACAUGUGGAGCCAUAUGCAGCCUCAUCUCUUCCAUAAUGAGUCAUCUUUAGUUGAACAGAUGAUUCUCAACAAGGAAUUUGCCCUGGAACAUGGAAUCCCUAUCAACAUGGGCUACGCGGUGGCACCACAUCACUCAGGGGUCUACCCGGUUCAUAUUCAGUUAUAUGAAGCUUGGAAGAAGGUCUGGGGUAUCCAGGUCACCAGCACUGAAGAAUAUCCACAUUUGAAACCUGCACGGUACCGAAAGGGCUUCAUUCACAAUAACAUCAUGGUCCUGCCUCGACAGACCUGUGGGUUGUUUACCCACACUAUUUUCUACAAAGAAUAUCCAGGAGGACCCCAAGAAUUGGAUAAAAGUAUCAGAGGAGGUGAACUUUUCCUUACAAUCCUUCUAAACCCGGUUGAUAAGUCUCAAGAUCUGCAGUUGGCAAACUGGAGACCUAAAAGAACCAAUGAUGCAGUUCCAGUACAAGUCAUAAGGACUUACCUUGGGCCUGAGAAUCAGGAGAACUGA